CCGAGCUUUAUCGCUAGAAUCGAAAAUGCGACGGCUUGCAGUACACAUUGCCAUUCUCUACCUGUUUCAAUGGGAAAUAGGAGCGGUGCAGAAUAAAAUCAACGAACUGAAGUCCUGGCUCGACCAGAACGUUAAAGGGCGCCAGGACUCGGACACGAUUGACACACUUAUAAUGCUGUGCGUCAUAGAAAUGAAAAAAGCAAAGAAGCUCCCAGCUAAGAUCGCCAACUUUCGGAUAGCCAACAAGAACACUGUGCAAAACUACAUAAUCCUCCCGACCAUUAAAAUUCCAAACAUUACCAUCAUCUUUGCGGAUGAAAAGUUGCCUCUAUCAGCGCGAUCGAGAAAACAAAAUAUAGAAGAGAAACUAGAUAAACUAAUUGGAUUUCUUAAAGACUGCAUAACAAAGAAAAUAAACCUACUGGAUAUCUUAGAGGAAUAAAAAAGCUAGUGGUGCA
Molecule: messenger RNA, 458 nt
Organism: Drosophila sechellia
Lineage: Eukaryota; Metazoa; Arthropoda; Insecta; Diptera; Drosophilidae
Exons: 2
Coding region: 26-442 (138 amino acids)
Source: RefSeq, a predicted model, not a curated record